Messenger RNA from Linnemannia hyalina, 1239 nucleotides. The record is from the annotation of a GenBank genome assembly. NCBI's taxonomy places the organism in Eukaryota, Fungi, Mortierellomycota, Mortierellomycetes, Mortierellales, Mortierellaceae.
AUGAGCGAAACAGCAGUCGAGAAGCAGAGCUUCGCCACCUACAAGAAAAACAACACCAUCGAGGAAGGCGACAAUGUCGUCAUGUACCUGAGUAAGGAGAACAUGAGCAUUAUCCGCGUUAAGGAUGGAGAGUACUUCAACUGCAAAUUCGGAAACUACAAGCACUCGGACAUGAUCGGACUGGAGUAUGGCACAAAGCUCGGCUCAAACACCGGCCGUGGAUUCCUCUUCUUGCUCUACCCUACCCCAGAACUCUGGACAUUGGUCUUGCCUCACCGGACCCAGAUCUUGUAUAUUGCCGAUAUCUCGUUCGUCAUGAACUAUUUGAACCUCAAGCCUGGAAUGUCGAUGAUUGAGUCUGGAACUGGAUCGGGAUCGUUCUCGCAUUCGAUUGCUAGGACGUUGGCACCCCAUGGACAUUUGUACUCGUUCGAGUACCAUCAGGAACGUGUCAAUGCUGCCAAGAAGGAGUUUGAGGAGCAUGGAUUGUCAGAUUUGGUUACCCUGCGUUGCAGAGAUGUCUGCAAGGAUGGAUUUGACCUUGAGAACAAGGUCGACGCCGUAUUUUUGGAUUUGCCUGCACCUUGGGAGGCGGUGGCAUCAGCGAAGAAGGCGUUUAAGCAGAAUAAGGUCGGCAAGAUCUGCACAUUCAGUCCUUGUAUCGAGCAGAUCUCCAGGACUGUCACAGCAUUGACCGAGCAAGGAUUUGUCGACAUUCAGAUGUACGAGUGCUUGAUCCGCUUCAACGAGAUCCGUGUGAUCCCUAUGUGGACCAUUGACGAGGCCAUGGAGAAGCAGCGGGCGGUUGAGAAGAAGAGAAAGCGUGCCGCCCCUCGCGUGGUUCGUGACGAUAGCAACAACAACACUCAGGAUGAAGAGAGCAGCAGUGGUCAUAUCAACAAGAGCAUCAAGGUGGAACCUUCAGUUGAUGACAGCAACCAGUCAUCUGCAGCGGCUACACCCAACUCUACCACGGAAUCUGAGAUGGAGGACAGUGUGUCGACAACGGCCUCAACACCCGUCAUUGGAUCGGAGACAACUGCCUCUGCUUCCGAAGCUGAGCCAAGAGGGAGAAUUGAGCCCAAGAAUGUGGUGGUGACCCGUCUCCCAGCCGAGCAGCGUGGCCAUACCUCGUACCUCAUGUUCGCAACUUUUACACCUGCCACCCAGGGUCCCAGCUUGACCGAAACUAAGGCAGCAGCAGCAGCAGCCUCCUCAUCGUCUGCGCCAGCAAAAUAG